Messenger RNA from Punica granatum (pomegranate), 1524 nucleotides. The record is from RefSeq and is a predicted model, not a curated record. NCBI's taxonomy places the organism in Eukaryota, Viridiplantae, Streptophyta, Magnoliopsida, Myrtales, Lythraceae.
AAAAACAUCUUCUAUUGACCCAGAGAGAAAGGGAGACGGACCCGAGCUGCUCUGGAUCGACAGGCCCUCUGGAAGCUCUUUCCAGAGGGCUUAAGAUGUCAGGAAGCAAGCAAGUCUUUCCACCAUGAAGAGGUUCCUAAACCAUCAGGAAGGUUGCCAGACACGGGUUGGGGAUUCUGGAGUCACACACUCGCGUAGCUGCUUCUUCGAUGCCUACACAACCGAACUAGGUCCAGUUCCAGCUGUUUAUACCCAACAAGAUAUCUACGAUCGAAUAUUGUCGAAUGGUUUUCAUGCUGGAUUCAUUCGCUUCGCAUGGUCGAAUUCAUACUAAAGAAGUCUAGGAUUUUGUUGCUCGGGUGAUGGAAUUCUAAUCCUAAUGAGGUAUGUUCAUUUUGAUGAGUCACAGUUCUGAGCCAAAUGACGAAAACACCCUCAGCCAUUCCUAGAAUGACUGGAUCAGAUUACAGUCCAAAGAGAAUCCAGCAGGCAGCAACCUUAUCUCUUCCGAACUCCCUCAAACAGCCAAUGCCUCAAAUUUGUGAACUCAAUGGAAGAAGGGGAAAAAAAUGGAAAUUUUAUUUAAUAAAAACGAGAAAAUGUGAGAGAGAGAAAAGAACAAGGGGAAAUAAAAUGGCAGCACCAUUCCUCUCCACUGCAAACACCUUCCUCUCCAAGUCAUCAACUUCUGCAACUCAGUCCUCAUUCGAGUUGUACCCAUUGAAGCAGAGCUUCAGAAGAACGGUGACUCUCUGCAAGGCCAUUGAUGGGGCACCGAGGGUGACAAAGAGAGACCUUUCCAUCUGUCUGGUUACAAGCUUUGUGUUUGCUGUAGGGGGAAGGGAGCAGCCAAACAGUAGUGCUGCAAAUGCUGCUAUUCUCGAGGCAGAUGAUGAUGUCGAGCUGCUUGAGAAGGUGAAGGAGGACAGGAAGAGGAGGCUUGAGAAGCAGGGGAUCAUCAACUCCUCCAAGAAAGAAACAGGGUAUCUGCAAGAUUUGGUGUACAAGCUGAGUGAAGUAGGCCAAGCCAUAGAAAAGAACGAUCUGUCAGCUGCAAGUUCGGUUCUUGGUGGAAGCACUGAGGCCGAAUGGGUCAAAAAGGCCAAUGUAGCAUUCACAAAGCUGAGCUCUAGUCCGGAAGAGAAGACAGAAGUGGACACAUUCAAUUCAUCUUUGGCUUCGCUUAUUUCAUCAGUUACGAAGAACGAUGUUGAAUCCUCCAAGGUUGCAUUUGUGUCAUCAGCUAGUGCGUUCGAGAGAUGGACUACCUUGACAGGGCUUAUUGACGAGCUCAAGGGGCUAUGAUAGACCAUAUAAAUGAUUUUUUCACGUUCCUGUCUCUUUGUUAUACCCUGUUCGCACCUUCCAUCUUUCUGAAUUUUCAUCAUGCGAGUAUCACCGGGAGUUGUACUUCGUGCUCGAACCCGAGCCAGUGUUUAUGAGUAAUAUAUCUCUUUAGACUUGCAAUUCCUCAGGCAGCUGUAUUAUGUAAAUUGAUGUUUCUAACUUACUGGUUAGCUUAAA